CUGAGCACAGCGCGCUUACUGCGCUGUUGCUCGGCCCACACGCUGCCCCAAGCCCCGAUAUAGCUCGAAGGGAUCCGUGGCAGCCUCGCCGCCGCCGCGUGGCGAGCCCUACUGGCGAAAAACAGCCCCUCACUACUGGGCAGCCUCACUCUGCUGGCAUCCGUGGCAGCAACGCCGCCGCUGCGUGGCGAGCCCUGCUGGCCAGCAUGGCACCACGACACAUCCUCUUCCUCCUAUGGGUCGCGGAAGCCGCAAACAACACGACACUCGCGCCGUCGACGUUCGCGCCGACGACGACACCCGCGCCCACGUCUUCGAGGCACCACCCGGAAGCCUGCCAGGAGCGCUGCUACCCGGAGGAAGGGCAAAACUACGACGAGGACUGCUGCGCGCUCCGGGACCGGAUGUCCUGCCUCGGCAACUACACGCUGAUACAGUUGGGCUACGUGUGCGCGUCGGGCGACGGCUGGAAGGCGCAUGCUUACGAGUGCGUCCCCUGCGAGGGACCGGCCUGCGAUAACGGUCCCGGCGACGACGCGGACGAGUGCGACGACCAUGGGAUGUGGUGGCUUUGGGUCAUUUUCUUACCGAUGUUCGUGAUGAUCAUUUCGAUCGUCUGCGGCAUCUGUUGUUGCUUGCAUUUCCAAGCUCGUAGGCACGCGUGGGAGGACCAGUUCGCGGACAGGCCGAUCAUGCUGACCCACCGGCCGUGCGUGGAGAUGCGCCACGUGCCCGUCGCCGAGGCAUUCGUCGCGCAGGAAGGGGUGGUGCAGGGCGAGGCGCGGCCCGGGGACUCGGCAUCCGUCCCGACCGCGGCCGCCGUCGAGUACCCCCUGCCGCCGCUGCCGCCCUCGUAUCGGGCGCCACCACGAUAACAUAUACUUAAUUGUUUCUAUCGACGAGUCCGCCCCGUCGUUGAGCGCCCCGCGCGCGGCGAUGGCGCGGAGCCGCGCCACGACGCCGUCCGCCGACACGCUAGCGACCUCAUCGAGGCGCGUCUUUGCGUCGCGAUUGAAGUGCAGGACGAGCGGCGCAAGGCCAC
Pelagomonas calceolata is the source of this 1042-nucleotide messenger RNA. The record is from the annotation of a GenBank genome assembly. Lineage: Eukaryota; Pelagophyceae; Pelagomonadales; Pelagomonadaceae.